GUUGAGUUGUAGCUGACUUUUUUGUCACUUUGGGAAAUUUGGUUAAUCAUUGUGACUUUAAGUGAUUAAAAGUCAAUACACUUGAUCCUCAAGAGCCGUAAGGCAUGUGAAUCUGGCCAUUAACCACUUUGGCUACAGAGCAAAUUGUGCCAUUCAUGAAUAGCUAGUGUUUCAGGGUAGGAAACCUGCUUCCUUCCAACCCAUCUUGUAUAUGUUUUUAGCUAAAUACUGCCUAGCAUCAAACAAUACUUCUCAGCAAAUGCAGAGAAGCUAGUCAAAGAUCAACCAGGAAUUCCUGUUGCUGCAGCUAACAGUCAAUCCAGCAAACUCUAGAUUCCGGCUAGGAUUUGGGAUAUAAACACCUUUAUUGACAUUGAUGGCUACUAAAGAGCAGGGGUUCCCGAAGUUUCACCCCUGAAAGGCUGUUUCAAAGGGGCAGUCCUGGUGGAACUAGCCUGAUUGGAAAUUCAGACACAUUUUCUGCAUGUUUUGUAAUACCAUAUGAAUGGCUUUUCUAUUCAAAAGCAUGUACGUAUGUGAGAGAGCCUUCUCUGCAGUCAAUAUAAACCAGUUAAAGCUGACAGAUGAUCAUCCUCAUGCUGAUCAUUCCUUGGAAAUCUCAGAACAGCAGACUCCCUAUGCCUGAAGAAGGGUGAUUGCACCCCAAAGCUUGCAAAGAACUUUUUUCCAACUACUCAGUUGGGCUAGUAAAAGAUAUUAUAUUUACCCAAAGAACCUCACCUGCCUACACCCUCAUUAAGUUUUCCUAUUGCAAUGCCAAUCAUUUAAACCAAGAUUGUAGCAUGUGAUAUUUGAAAAAAAAAAAGUAUAAACCUCACCCUACAAAAAAUGGAUACUGGGCUUUUCUCCUUUUUUUCCAAUGGAAUGCAUUUGUAUAUCAUUUCCAUAGUGCUUUUUAUUUGAUUUAAGUUUUUAGUACCUGGCAGACUUAAAGCUUCAUUUGUUCUCAUGUGACUCUACUAAGUUGUUGAGUGCCCCUUGUGAGGUGCCUGAAUACUUUCAGCUGCCUGCUGUGAGUGAUGUGCAUUGAUACAUCCCAGCAUUUAGCACAGUCAUGUAACAUGUCCCUAAAGGAGACUGUAAUAUUCUUUCAGUACAGUCUUCCUGCACUUUAUUUACAUGUGCCUAUCAGAGAUGUAACUUUCUGCCAUUACAUCAUAAUGCAUGAAGGAUUUAUUACUUCUCAGAUGCAGUCAUCCUCUCCCAAAUCCUACAAUUGUGCUGUGCUCUGCAUUGCCCAAGUACUUUUGGUCCCACAUAAUAAAGUGUUAUAUGCCCUGUAAAAAGGUUCAUUCCCACGCUAGGUUGGCUGGUGAACAGAUGGUUCUCUUCCCUCCCCUCCAGCCAGCUCGCUUUUCUUCACUUCUAUUUUCUUUUGGGUGCACCUCUUCCACGUGGCAACACUUCCUAUACAGCUGUUAUGACGAAUGAGUAGCAGUGAUUGCAUCUCCUGGAGACCCUGCUGUUUCCACCAGGAUGAACAGCAACCACAAGUGCAAGGGUGGCACUGGUGCCAUUCAUCUUUCUAUCGGCAUCCUGGCAUUAGGUAAAAGGGGAGAAGCUGAUCAGGAUGCUGUGUUACUGUGCAGCAGCAGCCCGUUAAGUUAACCAAAAGGAUGCAGUAUCUGUUGCUGAAACCAUGAGACUGCCUGUGCUAAGCUAGUUGCCAUCCUGAAGUUUUGUAUGAUUUCUUUUUUAAAUAAAUCCAGAUUUUAGCCAUUCCGACACUUCCAUUUGAAACUAGCUUCAGGUUUUUGAGUGACCUGCCCUUGGCUCCUAACAGCCCCUAAAAAGCAGGCGCUCGGUGGAGCAGGAAGUAAUUGCCCGAGGCCGUUUUGCAGCUCCGCACUGUUCCCGGGUUGGGUGAAAGAGCACUUUCUGAACGCAGCUUUGGGACCAGAAGGAAACUGGGCAAAGACGCUUCAAAAGCGACUUCUUUCAAGUUUCCAGGGAGGGGCUGCUAAGGGGUGAUUUCCAGUUUGAAGCCAGGAUCCGAGCAGCACCCAGCGCAAGCCGAAUGGCAGAGUCCAGCAGAAACCCUAGUUACCAUCACUCAGAAAACUAAGAUUCCCUUCCCGCAGCAGCAGCAAGGAUUACUAGUAGGAGUGGUAGUAUCAGCGGGAGGGGAGCCAGGAAGUGUUUGGGGGUUAUUUGUUCUUUCAAGAGGGAAGCCAGCACUGCAGCCCCUUCUCCCAGCUCGGUGCCUAGCCGCUUCCCCCGGCUCGUGCGCGCGGGCGCGGGGCGCUGCUGCCACCGGGGCGGGGCAGGGCGGGAGGCGGCUGCUUUGGCGACGCCCCGCAGGACGCGGCUGCGGCUGCACCAAGGACCAGCGCCUCCCCCGCCCCGAGCUGCUCAUCGCCCGGCAGCGACAAUGGGUCAUAGCAACCAGCUUCAACAUUAUAAAAAGAGUACAUUUCCUCCACUUCUGAAUACUUAUCAGGCACUUCCUGGCAGAACUGAGGGUGACGAAAACCAAAAACAAAUGAUGAAAGAUAAAAAAAGGCAGAAGAGUAACAACCAGCCAACACUUCAUGAGGUAGACAAAGAAGAAGUAAUGAAACAGGCCCUUUUGGAACAGCGUCAUCAUGAAACGUACAAGAAUCUCCAGAAGCUGAAAAAUGCCAUGUAUGUGCACCGUAAAGAUUUACUGAAUAAGAAAGUUCAAAAGCAGCGAAUUCAGAUCCAAAUGUCUGAUCUCAGGUUCAAGCAAAUUCUUGAACAUCAAGGAAGAAAAAAGUGUACGCCUCGACAUCAAGUGCCCUGCUGCAGAUUAUCUCAUGAUGCUAAGUACCUUGAGUCUAUUCCGCAGUCCAGUAAUUAUCUGAUUGUAGGAUUGCAGAAUGACCUGAUUAGACAAGGAAUCUUAAAGAACCAGCAAGAUUAUGAAGACUUUUGGACACUGAUCCUAGAAGGCAGUCACAAUACACAGCUUAAAGAGAAACUUCAGGCUGUAAAAUCAAAAAUGAUUGCUCUUAAGUCUUCACCUUCACAUGCUCAUGGGAGAAGCAGUGCAACAGAAUUAACCAAAGCUCUUCUGAACAAAUGCUACGGACAGCUGAAAAAAAACUCAGAAGCUGUACUGGGAUCAGCAUCCCACCAACCUCCAAUUCAUCAUCCAAGCAAACAUAUGAAGCCUCAAGAAGAAACUGAGCAAAUAUUUCCUAAGAUGCUGUUUUCUUGGCUUUCUGAAUUGCAAAAAAAUCCUGAAGAGCAAUCCAGAACUUGGCAGGUGAGCAAAACUUGGAAAAGGAAUAGGAAGCAUUAUGAAGAUGAAAGGCGUCUCAUUUAUUUGCACCAUAUGUAUUAUCUCGCACUUCUUAAUAUGAAAUCAUCCAAAAGGCUGCUGGAGAAAAAUGGCCAGUUUGCAGUGACUGAACAAGAUUAUGAUGUCCGUGAUCUGAUGGAUUAUUUGUUUCCAAAUCAUCAUAAACAACCUGGAACCAGCCCCACUGAAAGAGAGCGAAGAGAAAAUGUACUUCCAGUUUUGAUGAGAAAGAAGCAGCAGGAACAACAUCACAGGGGCCCCUCCAAAAUGAGCAGAGUUUUUAAAGGCUUGAGAAAUGGGUCAGAGCAAAAACAAGAUGAAGAUAGAGGAGACACUGAAGUUUUGAAGGAUCAGAAAUCCAAUGUCCAUGUCCUGCCUGAAAUGAUCCCUGUGCCUCUAACCCUGGAAGAUGUGGUUCUGAAGAAUCGGGUUGUGGAGGCAAAAUCAGCAGUUACUUACUGGAUAAAUUAUGCAGACAAAGAAGCAGCCCUUUCCUAAGCUGGAAAACGACGGAAAAAAUAUAGACAUUCAAAAUAGGAAUAAUCGAGUGCAGUUUUGUAUUUGUAGAUCAAAGAACUACAUAACUUGCAGACUCUGAUAUGUAAAAUAUGAAAUCCAUAUACUGUCACUUCUUACAAUCCUGAUCCUAUUUGAAAUAAAGGGGAAUUUUGCCAUUCAUUUCAAUUAGACCAUUAUUAUGUAAUGUUUAAAAAGAUAUGGUAUAUGUGUCUUAUUUUGUGAAAACCAAUAAUUUACUGUGGUAUUUUGCUAGCUUCUCCCCAGCAAAUUGACUUGUGCUACUGUAGUGAAGACUGUUUGUGAUUAAAUCAGUGAUAAUUUCUCAACUUGAACUCUCACAUGGAGCAGUGACAUCAAAGAAAGGAAAUAAAGAGGGUAAGCGUACUUUAAGUGAUCAAUUACUCGGACGCAAGAUUUCCUUCUGAGAAAGCAGACAAAUUGUCUAUGGCAACCCGUUAGAAAUGUACUCAGCUUCAAAAAUAUACAAGUUCUGUAUGGUCUUAUAGUAAUUUCUCUCUAUAUAAUCCAUAUUUCAAGCCUCUUAGUACACAGCAUAAAUAUGUCUGGCAUUAAAAGUCUAAUUAUUAUUUAAUGUAUGUAACUAGGGGUUUUUGUGUGUGUGGCAUGCUAAGAUAUUGCAUUUUAAGUUCAUGCAGGCUCUCUCAUUUACUGUUGAACAAACAUUUUGCAAACCAACAUUACUGGCUCCAAAGAGGUAGGACAUUGUGCACUGUGUAGGAAGACACAGAACAGAUGGGAGUGGGGAUAAGAUACACUUGUGGAAAUCAAACUGAGAGUGCUUAUGAGAGAAGGUGAGCCAACUUGACAUUAGGAUCUGCCUAUUUUGAAAUAGAACAAUUAGAGUUAGUGGAUCAAAAGUUUCUCUCAAACAUCACUACAUUUACUGAGCACUUGUUUCCCUGCAGAAAAGAAAGAUUACCAGUGUUAACUGUCUUGCUUGUAUCCCUGAUUCUUUAGGAAAUGUAGUAUCAGUGAAGUUUACAGAGGAUCAGAUUUGUUUUUCUCUGCCUUUUAUAGCUAUGGAAUUUUUUUUUAAAGUUCAGUUUUAUGCAUGGAUGAAUACCAAGUAUCCGGUAUUUCUUUGUAUUUAAAUUAUUGAAAGGGUGGAACUGCUGUUGCACAUUGUUUUAUGAACAGUCACCACUGUUAAAAACUAGUUAAGUAAGCAGCCUUACUCUUUAGCUUUCAGUAAUGGCAUCAAAAAUGAAUUUCCCAUGGAUAGACUGCAGCAAACUGAAAAAAUAACGAAAAAUGGCAAUCUAGUAUUCUCCACACCAUGCAAGGAACUAAAUUACAGAUGCCAAUAAGAAAGUACAGCUUAAAUAGCCAGAGUAUAUUUUCAUACAAAAAUGAAUGCUGUUAAACAUUUUUAAAUAAAAAUAUAAGUAUUAGGUCUUAAGACACAAGCACUUAAGAGGUUAGGAAAUGAAGAAUGUAGCAAUAAAACAUUUUUGGAAAUAGCAAA
Alligator mississippiensis (American alligator) is the source of this 5291-nucleotide messenger RNA. RefSeq lists its product as uncharacterized. The coding region runs from base 2393 to 3784 and encodes 463 amino acids. The transcript is spliced from 15 exons. Lineage: Eukaryota; Metazoa; Chordata; Crocodylia; Alligatoridae. The record is from RefSeq and is a predicted model, not a curated record.